Molecule: messenger RNA, 1341 nt
Organism: Magnusiomyces paraingens
Lineage: Eukaryota; Fungi; Ascomycota; Dipodascomycetes; Dipodascales; Dipodascaceae
Exons: 5
Coding region: 1-1341 (446 amino acids)
Biological process (GO): mitotic cell cycle; microtubule cytoskeleton organization
Cellular component (GO): microtubule; cytoplasm
Molecular function (GO): GTPase activity; structural constituent of cytoskeleton; GTP binding
Source: RefSeq, a predicted model, not a curated record
AUGAGAGAAAUUAUCCAUUUAUCAACCGGCCAAUGUGGUAACCAAAUCGGCUCGGCCUUUUGGCAAACAAUCUCUGAUGAACACGGAAUCGAUCCCUCUGGAAACUACGUCGGUGAUAACCCACUUCAACUAGAACGCCUUAACGUCUACUACAAUGAGGCUAGCCACAGAAAAUACGUCCCCCGUGCUGUCCUCGUCGACCUCGAACCUGGCACAAUGGAUGCUGUCCGCUCAGGCCCCUUUGGCAACCUUUUCCGCCCUGAUAACUUUGUCUUUGGCCAAUCCUCUGCUGGUAACAACUGGGCAAAGGGUCAUUACACUGAAGGUGCUGAACUCGUCGACCAAGUCCUUGAUGUUAUCCGUCGUGAAGCUGAAGGUUGUGACUCUCUUCAAGGUUUCCAAGUUUCACACUCACUCGGUGGAGGUACUGGUUCAGGUAUGGGAACCCUCCUCAUCUCUAAAAUGCGCGAAGAAUACCCAGACCGUAUGAUGGCUACCUUCUCAGUCGUCCCAUCUCCAAAAGUCUCCGAUACCGUUGUCGAACCCUACAAUGCUACCCUCUCAGUCCACCAACUUGUUGAAAACGCUGAUGAAACCUUCUGUAUCGAUAAUGAAGCCCUUUAUGAUAUUUGCCAAAAAACCCUCAAGCUUCAACACCCUACCCUUCUCGACCUUAACCAACUCGUCUCCGCUGUCAUGUCAGGUAUCACCACUUGUCUCCGUUUCCCUGGACAGCUUAACUCGGAUCUUCGUAAACUCGCUGUUAACCUCGUCCCAUUCCCCCGCUUGCACUUCUUUAUGGUUGGUUAUGCUCCUCUUUCUGCUGCUAGCACUCAGUCCUUCCGCGCUCUUAGUGUCCCAGAACUUACCCAACAAAUCUUUGAUCCUAAAAAUAUGAUGGCUGCCUCUGACCCAAGACACGGCCGUUACCUUACCGUCGCUACCUUUUUCCGUGGUAAAGUUUCUGUCAAAGAAGUUGAGGAUCAAAUGCGUCAAGUCCAACAACGUAAUGCUGAUUUCUUUGUCGAAUGGAUUCCUAACAAUGUUCAAACUGCAAUUUGUAGUAUACCCCCCAAGGAUGCCAAAAUGUCGGCCACCUUUGUUGCAAACUCAACUUCUAUUCAGGAACUUUUCAAGCGUGUUGGUGACCAAUUUUCUGCAAUGUUCCGCAGAAAGGCUUUCCUUCAUUGGUAUACUAAUGAAGGCAUGGAAGAAUCCGAGUUUACAGAGGCUGAGUCUAAUAUGACAGAUCUUGUCAGCGAGUACCAACAGUACCAAGAAGCUACUGUUGAGGAUGAUUACGAAUAUGAGGAUGAAAUGCAGCUUGAGGCUGAGCAGUAA